UUUUUUUUCAUACAAUUUUUUUUUUUUAUAUAAGAUGGCAUCCAUUCAACCUGUUCAUUCAGUAUUAUUUGAUAAUAAUCAAGAUACAAACCAAUAUUAUGGUCAGCCACAGUCUACUGCAGGUGCAGAUGGUUUACAAUUUUAUUCAUCAAGUUAUGGGGAUCAAUAUAAUUCAAAUGCUAAUUAUUAUAGUAGUCCACCUACUGGCGACAUGAGAUCUUCUAAUUAUGAUUAUACUUCAGGUGCUUCUGGUUCUUUUUGGAGCGCGUUUGGCACAGGUGGAUUUGCAGAUGAACCACCAUUGUUAGAAGAACUUGGAUUAAACUUUGACCAUAUUAAAACAAAGAGUUUAGCUGUAUUAAAUCCUUUUCGUACAGUACCACACACAAUUAUGGAUGAUGCUGAUUUAGCAGGACCUCUUUUAUUCAUUUUUUUAUUUGGUACAUUUUUGUUGUUGUCGAGAAAAUCACAUUUUAGUUACAUUUAUGGUGUGGGAGUAUUGGGAGUUGUCAGUAUUUAUCUCAUUUUGAAUUUGAUGAGUGAAAAUGGAAUUGACUGGUCAAGAACAGCUAGUGUUUUAGGUUACUGUUUAUUGCCCAUGGUUAUGUUGAGUGGAUUUAGUGUAGUAUUGAAAUUAGAUAAUAUCGUUGGUUCUGUCUUGACUAUCAUUAGUAUAUUUUGGUGUACUUAUUCAAGUUCUGGUAUGUUUACAAGUGUACUUCAUUUAAAUGAACAGCGAUUGCUAGUUGCAUACCCCGUUGGUCUUUUUUAUGCUUGUUUUGCUCUAAUGACCUUUUUUUAAAAUAAAAAUAUUUUUUUAUUAUUAUUAUUA
Cokeromyces recurvatus is the source of this 832-nucleotide messenger RNA. RefSeq lists its product as uncharacterized. The record is from RefSeq and is a predicted model, not a curated record. The transcript has 2 exons. Gene Ontology annotation, biological process: endoplasmic reticulum to Golgi vesicle-mediated transport; vesicle fusion with Golgi apparatus. The coding region runs from base 35 to 802 and encodes 255 amino acids. Gene Ontology annotation, cellular component: trans-Golgi network; membrane. NCBI's taxonomy places the organism in Eukaryota, Fungi, Mucoromycota, Mucoromycetes, Mucorales, Mucoraceae.